Messenger RNA from Aspergillus wentii DTO 134E9, 726 nucleotides. RefSeq lists its product as uncharacterized. The transcript has 3 exons. NCBI's taxonomy places the organism in Eukaryota, Fungi, Ascomycota, Eurotiomycetes, Eurotiales, Aspergillaceae. Bases 1 to 726 code for a protein of 241 amino acids. The record is from RefSeq and is a predicted model, not a curated record.
AUGUCAACCUCUGAUCAAGGCCUCGCCAUCGCCCAGAUCGCCUUUUACGCGGCCAUCUCCAUUCCUGCUCUCUACUGCCUCAUUUCUCAUGGCCGCCAUGGAUUGAUGGGCUGGAUAUACGUCCUGGCCAUGUGUGGGCUUCGCCUGGCCGGCAAUGCCAUGUCGCUCAACGCCUACCACAACCACGAGAUCAGCCCAUCUGCCUCGAUCAUCAACGGCAUUGGUCUUUCGCCGUUGUUGAUGGCGUCGCUGGGAUUGCUUCAUGAAUCGAACCAUUCUAUCCAACACACGCUAUCGCCCUUGCUGGGUAUGCCAGGAAAGGUUGUCACGCAUCUUGUCGUUGCCGGUGGAAUUGCUCUUGCAGCUGCCAGCCAUGGAAAGGAAUCGCUUCUCCGAGGCGGUCUUAUUAUCUUUGCAUUGGGCUGGACCAUGGUGGCUGGACUGGUCUUUCUGUCCUACCGAGGAGGCCAUAGCCGCAGAGUCCUUGAUGAGAAAAAGCUUCUUCUUGCCAUCACGGUCGCAAUGCCUCUCAUCGGAAUCCGCAUCAUCUACUCAAUCGCGACCGUAUUUUCUAGCUCCGGCAUGAGCGGCGGCAGUCUGGCGGUUCGUGUCAUUCUGGGGGUUUUGCCCGAGUUUCUCGUCAUGAUCGACUAUGUGGCCGUGGGCAUUGUGACGAGGAAUCUGGCUCGUGAUCGUUCGGAACAGAAGACUGUGAAUGGGGCAUAG